CCGUGCUGAUGCAAGAAAUAAAUCUACUAAUAAUUGCCAUUCGUUAAUACACAAUACUUUAUAUUUAUAAUACCUAGUUGCUGGGUAUAUCCGCAUACAUAUCCAUACAUAUUUAUAUAUAUAUAGAUCCGUAUAUAUAUUCAUGCCAUGGAAACACAGCCAGCAGCCUCAUCUGUGCUUGUUCGCCAAGCAACAUCUUCGGCAGACUUGGUCUCUGUAGUCGAGUGCUUCAAAGCCUAUACAACCUGGCUAGACGAGGAUUUGACGCAUCAAAACUACAACGCCGAACUCAACGGGUUGCCUGGGAAAUACGCAUCGCCGGCCGGCGCUCUCCUCCUUGCUGUGGAUUCAACAACAGACGCUGUUCUCGGCUGCAUUGCUCUGCGGCCGAUAAACCUUGAGCCCAUGUACUUAGAGUCGCGCUCCGAAGGCUUGCGCUACUGCGAACUCAAGCGCUUGUUUGUGUACCCAGAAGCCCGCGGCAGACGGGUGGCCAAGACGUUGCUGGCAGAGGCGCAAAAACGGGCUCGAGAAGAGGGAUAUGACGAGAUGCUGCUGGAUACGCUCUCCAAGAUGACGGCUGCCAUUAGCCUGUACAAGUCCGAAGGGUUUAUGGAGGUAGAGCCGUAUAAUUCGAGCCCCCUACAAGGCACUCUGUAUUUUGCAAGACGGCUGCAGACAUAACUUCGAUGAUACCUAUAAGUAUUUUAGCUGAUGAGGAUACUGCUUAUGUACAUUAAUAGUACCUACAUUAGAUGGUUGUACCCG
This is a messenger RNA of Trichoderma asperellum CBS 433.97, 768 nucleotides long. RefSeq lists its product as uncharacterized. The record is from RefSeq and is a predicted model, not a curated record. Lineage: Eukaryota; Fungi; Ascomycota; Sordariomycetes; Hypocreales; Hypocreaceae. Gene Ontology annotation, molecular function: acyltransferase activity, transferring groups other than amino-acyl groups.